CUUCCGGGUGGCCUGUGCUCUGGGGGACUGUGGGCUCCAGCCCUGGAGAUGCCGCUUCUGCCCCUGCCAGACCAAAGGCCCCACCUCAGAAGAGCCAAGUCAUAAGACAGAUAUCCAGACUUGUGAGGCACAAAGGCCCAGGUCACCUGCGUGUCCUUCCCUGUGAAGAAUUGUGUCUACUUAAUCUCUGCCUCUCACCUCAACUUGAGCUUUUCAGGAAGAGCCAUGGCCUCAGCCCCAACUAACAAGAGGAAGAGGGAGGAAGCCACAUGCCCCAUCUGCCAGCAGCUGACAAUGGAGCCUGUGAAGUUCAACUGCAGGCACAGCUUUUGCCAGAGGUGCAUAGAGGGCAGCAUUGAGGAGCAACAAGUGACAUCAGGGGAACAACCAGGGACAUCAAAUCAACCAGGGACGUCAGCUGAGCAAACAGGGAAGAGCAGACCAAGAUGGAGAUGGGCCUCCAACUAUCGUUUGAUUCAGGCAUCAUUGCUCAGGGAAGUUAUCAAGCAUUUAGGUGAAUACAUCAGUGCAGGCCACAGGAAGUUAGAGGGUGAGAGACUGUGUGAGGAACACAAAGAGAAGCUCCGCCUCUUCUGUGAGGACACCGGGCAGCUCAUCUGCAGUGGCUGUGCACAAUCUCCCCAGCACAGCGGACACAACCAUGUCCUUGCCGAAGAUUUGUGUCUGCGCUCCAAGGAAAAACUCCUGGAAUCCAGGAAAAAAUUAAGAGAACUGUUAGACCAGUCUAAGAUUGAGAAGUUGGUGUCAAGCAAACAAACAAGAGAACUGGAGGUCGUGAAAGACACCUUGACCAGGAGUUCAGUCCCAGAGUCCGUGUCUUUGGAACCUCACACUGACUGCAAUGAUUCUGAGCUCCACUGUGAGGAGAGGAAAAAAUUAAAGACCGACGAAGGAGGAGCCAUUGCCUCAGACCCUGCUGCCAAGAGGAUGAGGAUAGAAGCCACGUGCCCCAUCUGCCAUGAGCUGAUGACAGAUCCUGAGAGCUUCUCCUGCGCGCACAGCUGCUGCCACGGGUACUUAGGAGGCAGUGUUGAGGGGCAACCAGAGGAAUCAUCGUGGAGCUUGGACUGUCCUUCGUGUCAGGCAGAUUUGGAGAUGGACAGAGACCUGCUUACAGUACUAGGUCUCAUUGAAGCCAAAGUGGAGCUGGAGCGUGAGGGGCCGUGUGAGGGUGACGGGGACCAGCCCCACCAGGUCAGUGAGGACCCUGGGCAGCUCAAGUGCACUGGCUCUGCACGGUCCCCCCAGCACAGUGGACACAACCAUCUUGUCAAAGAGACAUGUCCAGACUCCGAGGAAAAACGGUGGGAAGCUGUGACAAAAAUGAUAGAACUCUUAGUCCAGUCUAAGAGUCAGAAGGUGAAAUCAAGAGAAGAAACAAGAGAACCAGAGGAAAAAUACGAGGAGUCUUCGAGAAAAGUGAAAGAAUUGUUCGAUCAGGAUGACAGUCAGAAGUUGAAGUCAAGACAACAAAGACAAGAACGGGAGAAAAAAUUCCGGGAUGCUGUGAAGAAACUGAUAAAAGUCUUAGCCCCGACUGAGAGUCAGAAGUUGAAGUCAAGAGAACAGGAGGAAAACAUCCAGGAGGCUGUGGCAGAAGUGAGAGAACUGGUGGACCAGUGUGAGAAUCAGAAGUUGAAGUCAAGAGAUCAAAGACGAGAACGGAGGAAAAAAUUCCAGGAUGCUGUGAAGAAACUGAUAGAACUCUUGGACCCGACUGAGAGUCAGAAUUUGAAGUCAAGAGAAAAAACAGGAGAACAGGAGGAAAAAAUCCAGGAGGCUGUGACAAAAGUGAGAGAACUGUCAGAGCAGUCUAAGAGUGAGAAGUUGAAGUCAAGAGAACAAAGAAGAGAACAGGACGAAAAAAUCCAGGAGGCGAUGACAAAAGAGAGAGACAUGUUAAAACAAUGUUUGAGUCUGAACUUGAAGAUAAGAGAACAAUCAAGAGAGCAGGAGGAAAAACUCCAGGAGGCUAUAACAAAACUGAGGGAAGUUUUAGACCAGUCGUUGCAUCUGAAGUUGAAGUCAAAAGAACAAACAAGUGAAUGCAAGGAAAAACUCCAGGAUUCUAGGACAAAAGUGAGAAACCUGUUAGACCAGUUGUUGAGUCUGAAGUUGAAGUCAAGAGAGCAAACAAGAGAACAGGAGGAAAAAGUCCUGGAGUUUAGGAGAGAAAUGAAAGAAUUGUUAGACGACUGUUUGAACUUGAGUGAAACAGAAGAAACAAGUGAACAGGAGGAUGAGCCAGACACCUUAAACAGGAGUUCAGUCCCAGAGUCUGCGUCUUCGGAGCCACACACUGACUGCAACAAUUCUGAGCUCAGCUGUGACGAGAGCAAGAAGUUAAAGACCGACAAAGGGGAACAACCAGGGACAUCAGAGGAGGAAUCAUGGACAUCAGAUGAGGAUUCAUGGACAUCAGAGGAGGAUUCAUGGAUGUCAGAGGAGGAGCCAGGGAAAUCAGAGGAGAAACUAGGGACAUCAGAGGAGGAAUCAGGGAAAACAGGUCAGCGUGCCUCUGAAUGAAGACAAAACUCAGGAUGAUCUAAUUCUGUCUGAAAACCAGACAGAAGUGACUUAUGGACACACCCUUGAGAAGAAGCUUCACACUUCUAGGUGGUUUAACGUGUGACCCUGUGGCCUGGGCUAUGAGGGCUUCACCUCAGGAAGACAUUACUUUGCGGCGGACGUGGAGAAGGAGCUGAGUGUGAUUUGGGAGUUUGUCUGGCGAAUAUGCCCAGGGAUGUAUGUAGAGGGGAUGCUGGAGCCUCAGUCUGUUUUCUGGGCCAUUAAAUGCACAAUGACCACAUUCACUUGACUGGUCCCGCAACUUCUCUUCUUUUCGGGAGCCAUCCCACUUUUGGGGGGUCUUUCUGGACUGUGAGGCUGGACAUGACAGCUGGCUCCCACAUGGAAACUUUUGCUUAGGCCUCCUUCCGUGAUACUCUCCGAGCCUUUUACAAGGUUAGUCAUUCUUCCUUAUUCUUGCCUCUACCAGAAACAUCAGAAAAGAGUAAAAUCUUUGGUUUACUCUUGGUUUUACCUUGCUUUAACCUUCAUAGGGAAUAUAAUAGACCCGCUUGAGGGCAGAAAUUUCAUUUGCUUUCUUUACUUAUUUUCCCUAUACUUGGAACAGUGCUGAGCUGUCAGUGACUGAUCAGUAAUGAAUCUGCAUAGAGGGCCUCCCAGGUGGUACAGCGGUUGAGCGCAGCACUGUGAAUCUGUCUGCAGCCUCUGCCGCGCAGGUUUGAUUCCUGGCCGGCCAGGGAGAUACCCAAAUGGCAUGGCAGACCUCUGCUGACUCACCCGCUGCUCUCCUCAGCAUUGUUUUCAGUCAUCUGCCUUUUCUGCUCCCCACUCUGUCUCUGGUGAAUCCGCUCACCCUCCUGUUCCUCUGGCCUGUACCCCAGCUCUUGUAUUAAUAAAUAAAUAUUUA
Molecule: messenger RNA, 3457 nt
Organism: Talpa occidentalis (Iberian mole)
Lineage: Eukaryota; Metazoa; Chordata; Mammalia; Eulipotyphla; Talpidae
Product: golgin subfamily A member 6-like protein 6
Exons: 21
Coding region: 226-2547 (773 amino acids)
Molecular function (GO): zinc ion binding
Source: RefSeq, a predicted model, not a curated record